AGUACUGUCUUCUUUCUAGCCUCUACUUGAACUAUGGCAACAACAGCAGGCUGCCCUCAUUGCGGAUCGUUAGACUCAGAGACGGAUUCCCGGACGGGACAAACAGUGUGUCUGGGGUGUGGUGAGGUGCUCGAAGAGAACAGAGUCGUCUGUGAGCUGAGCUUCACUCAAAGUGGUGACCGGACGGGCGUUAAUGGGCAAUCCGUCCCAUGGCUGGGUGGGGGUGGUCGCAGAGGAGGGUACUCGAGUGAGAACUCGAGACUGUUGACCCUCCAGAGAGGUUCUACCAGAAUUGAAUGGAUUGGUAAUCGGCUAGAGCUCCCCACGAGUACGAUGGAUGAAGCCAAACGACUGUUUUCCUUGGCUGCUCAACGAAACUUUACCGCUGGCCGGAAGACGUCGGUUGUUGCUGCUGCUUGCCUAUAUAUCGUAUGCCGUCGUGAUCGGACACCUUAUCUUCUCAUUGACUUCAGCGAUGUCCUCCAUAUCAGUGUCAGGGAGAUCGGACAGAUGUACAUGAAGCUCGUACGGCUGCUUAGUCUCGACAAGGUUUUGGAUAUUCCAGUCAUAGACCCGUCCAUGUUCAUGGAGAGGUUUUCCAGUCAUCUGGGACUUGGUGAUAAACAGAAUCAAGUUGUGCAUACCGCUAUUCGACUCAUACAGCUCAUGAGCCGAGACUGGAUAUGUACUGGUCGCCGUCCAACUGGCCUUUGUGGCGCAGCGCUCCUAAUCGCAGCUCGUUAUCAUGGAGUUGAGGAUGUCACUGCAAACUCAGUUGCUGGAGUUGUUCGGAUAGGAGCAGUUACUCUGAAAAGACGACUUUACGAGCUGAAGCACACUCCGACCGCUGCGUUAACGACGGAGCAGUUCAAGUCGCUGGAGAACGCUCCUGACCCAGCUGAUGGUACGUUACCUGGUGGGGACUCUGUCCAGGAAGCCGGUGCCCAUGGCCAGCUGCAGAUGGCUUUGCCCGAGGAGGCUCGCGCCACUACUAGUUUACCACCGAGCUUGGUAAUAUCUGAUUGUGUCCCUAUUCUUAGCUGGACACCUGACCUCAUCACUCAGAUGCGCAACAGGAUCAAGGAGGAGAAGAUGAAGCUGCUUGGGCUACCACUGAAGGAUGAGUCUAAAAUCAUUAUUCCAGUGAAGCCUCUGGGGACUCAGAAGAGCCUCGAAAAUGGAGAGCCAGAAGUUCAACAUCCUCAACUCACCGAUAUGGAUCAUAACGAAGCAGGGUCCAGCCAGGCGAACCCGAGCAGUAGCAGCAGUAGCGAUCCCGCGGAGGGCACGACUGAGGGAGAGCUGCCAGAAUUGGAUGAGCUGUACAAUGCUCUACGGUCAACAUCUUCUUCGGGUGUUGAGACCGAUGGUGAACUCAUCGCGAAGUUGGAUACAGUGGCGGGAAGGACUGCUGCAGCUAGCGAAGACGCGGAUCCAAGCAGCUUGCUGGAAGAGGACGCUAAGCAGAAUAAGCGGCCACUGGAGGAAGAUGAGGAGUCUAUAUCUGAUGUCAGCGACUCCGAAAUUGAAGGGUACCUUCUGACGCCAGAGGAGUCAGAGGCAAAAUCGGCCAUCUGGCAUCAGUGGAACAAGCCCUACCUAAUGGAAUGGGCUAUAAGAGAUGAGCAGCGGAAAGCGAAGAGGAGGGCCGAGGAUGAAGCUAAACGGAAUGGGACUUACAAACCUAGGAAGCGUCCGAUCCAUUCGGCUCCCAUGGGACCAGCGGACUCGGCGUUGGAGGCGACUCAAAUGGCUCUGUCAAAGAAAGCUCGAUCGCUGAGCAAUCGCGUCAACAUGUCAGCGCUGGAGGAGCUCUUCAAGAAUUAGCAUCAUCACCGUCCAGACAAGCUCCUAAUCCGUGUCAGAUACUAGCCGAAUCAGAAUCGUUAUUACCGUUUUGUAUUAUUGAGCUCCUAUUUGCAGCUUCCACUUCGCUGUAUAGCUUUCUCAGUCAUACCGGACUACGUCUGAACUGUACUCUUGUUAUCCUUGUUACUUGACUAUCACAACGUCAUCUCGCGGGUAUCCGCUUUCGCUC
Perkinsus marinus ATCC 50983 is the source of this 2038-nucleotide messenger RNA. RefSeq names its product transcription initiation factor brf1, putative. Bases 34 to 1827 code for a protein of 597 amino acids. Gene Ontology annotation, biological process: transcription preinitiation complex assembly; transcription by RNA polymerase III; DNA-templated transcription initiation. Gene Ontology annotation, molecular function: RNA polymerase III type 3 promoter sequence-specific DNA binding; RNA polymerase III general transcription initiation factor activity; TBP-class protein binding. Gene Ontology annotation, cellular component: transcription factor TFIIIB complex; nucleus; transcription preinitiation complex. The record is from RefSeq and is a predicted model, not a curated record. The transcript is spliced from 13 exons. Lineage: Eukaryota; Perkinsozoa; Perkinsida; Perkinsidae.